This is a messenger RNA of Laetiporus sulphureus 93-53, 492 nucleotides long. RefSeq lists its product as uncharacterized. Lineage: Eukaryota; Fungi; Basidiomycota; Agaricomycetes; Polyporales; Laetiporaceae. The record is from RefSeq and is a predicted model, not a curated record. Bases 1 to 492 code for a protein of 163 amino acids. The transcript is spliced from 3 exons.
AUGCCUCCCUCUCGCCGAUGCUACCGAACGCAGCGUCAGUUUCAUCCUCAUACCAUGCGAGUUUGUUUUCAAUCUGAAAGAUUGGUCACACCGCCACCUUCCCCCGCUCGGCACGAGUUUGGUCCGGAGAGUACAGCUCCCUCACUGACUGCUGCCGUACUUCUCCACUCCUGCCAAACUAUUCCAAAGCCGAAUGGAGAAGUUACUCGCAUCGGUCGCGGUGGCUAUAAUCUCCGAGAUGCUUUGCGCUGGAAAGAGGCGCUAUACACUCAAGUACAGAAUACUGUGCAUCGUUUAGCAGAUGCGCAUUUGCAAAUACAUACAUCAUUUUCGAAGCAGUCGUCCCAGGAUCUUCAAACGGUCUACACUCUGGCAGCCAAUGACUAUCCAUUCUUGACGAAGUAUGAGAAUAAUUGGGUUGUAGCGGACUUUCUCCGCGUGUACCUCAAGAACAAGUCGGCAUCUACAAAGAAAAAGACGAUGGCAGAAUGA